AUGAUCGAUCCAUACCAUCUCUACCUGGCGCGGAGGCCAAGCGUCCGCACCGACCCCAAAUCCAACUCUAAACAAUCCCCGGAUUCAAACCCAUCAAGUAGUAGUGCUUCCGCUUCCAAAUCCAGCUCUGUCGAUUCCAAAUCCCAGCAAAGCUCCUAUAUUGGCGGCGAUGGACUUUCUCCCACCAGCACAACAUCCACCGACCCCGCAACAAAGGCUAGUUUGGGAGGCUCUUCAAGUUCUUCUGGCAGUGCUCUACAGCAUAGGUUGCCGGAGUUCGAGCAUUUUAGACAGAGUUCUCCAUUGAUGCCUGAGUUUUAUCCCCGGACGUCGGAGUUUUUUAGCCGCCGGAGAAGGAGGAGUAGUGUUGCUGUUCCUUCGACGGAUGGUGCGGGGGUGGAGAGUGGGGAUAGUGCGAAUCAAAGAGGAGGCGUGGGUGGAGGAGGGGCGAAGAAGCCGCAUACAUUUCAUUUGCCAGCGACAUUUGAGGAAUCCGAAUCGAUGGUGGGGGAGCAAUUGCCGGUAAGGUUGGGGUUAGCGCCUCCUUCGCACAUCCAUGGGUUGGAAGAAGGCGAGGUGACGUAUAAAGCGAGAGUUGCUUUCGGGUAUUAUUUCUAUACUCCUCCGCCCGUCAAAUCUGCGAGCAGCACAAGUGCGGGAGGUGUGGGCAUUGGAAAAGCUCUGGGAAGGAGAAGGAAUACUGAUACGUCCGACAACUCUGCUGUCUCACAAGGCAAGCUAGUGGGCGGUGCGGUAUACUCCACAAGCCCAGCGGCGGACUCUCCUGUGAGAGGCAGAGCAAGUAGCUCACACAGCAGUCUACCCGGCUCAACACUUGUCGGGCAUACAACUUCGCAACCACCGCGCACACGCUUACCACCACCAUCACCAGACUGUUGGCAUCCAGACUCGUACUUCUCCAUCACCCGAUCUCGCGUCAAAGGCAAGAUGCGAGACUACAUUCACCACGCGUUCCCAUCCAGUGUCGUUCCAUAUUGGCACGGCUACAACACAGAAACAAUUGAAGCGGAGAUGUCUACCCAUCUCAACGUCAAUGCUGCCUUGCACGGCAACACUCUGCGCGAAUUUCCCGAGGGAUCUCGACCCUGCCGAGUGCUAGAUCUGGGUUGUGGACGCGGAGUAUGGUGUUUAGAUAUGGCUAGGGAAUGGAAGACGUCUGAAUUUGUCGGUCUCGACAUCGUCCCGAUCCAACCACCGUUGCAGGAACUAGAAGAUGCAGAUCUAGAGCAUAGAGUAAGCUGGGUGAUUGCGAACCUUCUCGAACCGCUACCUUUUCCAGAUGCCAGCUUUGACUACGUGCAUAUACGCUUCAUUUUGCAAGGUGUACCGGAGGACAAGUGGGUGGACAUCUUCUCCGAAGCACGGCGAAUCUUGGCUCCGGGAGGAGUGCUUGAGGUGGUAGAGGGGAACUACAGCUUCUUUGGCCAUGCGAGCUUAGUUGAUGUACAAGAGCUGAAGGAUCUGGAACAGGGAAGAGCCGCAAAGAAGGGUAGCGGCGUGAAGUUGCCGAAACGCUUGAAAGUGCUCAACGAUUCUUCCGACUCAGCGGACGUAGAUGCAAUCGAAGUGGUGUUGGAGCGAAUGAUGCAUCGACGAUUCAUUAACCCUACCCCACUCUCAGUCGUCCCAUCAGCCUUGCUAUUGCCGGGGUUUAGCAAUGUGGCGAAUGGAAACCCAAGGCAUAUCCCAGUAUAUGUCGAAUCAAGUGCACAACGUGCCCGCUCAGCUGCCGCCGCUGAAGGCGAAAAGAUUUCAUCAGGAGGCGCAACUUCAAGCGAAGACGAAGGCAAGCGUCAGGGCAGAUUCACCUCUCGUGGUCAAAUUGGUAAACCGCUCAAUUCGCAGUUCGCUAUGACCGACCCUGACCUCUUCUGCGCGCUAGUGAUUCUUCAACAACUCGACCAUUUCUCUUCAUCCCGCGAACUCAUCUGGGCGGAAGCAGAAGAAGAAAAACGCAGCCUGCAAGGUCAGCCGCAACCCGAGCUGGCCAAAAUGGACACCAAUCGACGCUUUUGUCAGGGCAACCCAGCAGCUUUGCGACCAUUCGCGCAUCCCUGGAAGUCGAAGGAUCAAUUUUUUAGUGCAAUGGAUGCGUGGAUUGACGCAACAAGAGCUUCGGCAGAUACAGAGCAUAUGUUGAGGAAGUAUCUUGGUUGGGAAAGUGUCCAUGAAGAUCUUACUGUGGAAGGGAGGAAGUUUGCGGAGAGGAGGCGGAAGAUGAGUGUGACUACUGCUGACCCUGGCGUUGCAGGUUUGCAGCGGUUGGGUGGUUUGGGUUUGGAACUGGAUCAGCUGGUGUUGGCCGAGAGUGCGGUCGAAGAGGAUAUCCUACCGCAGGAAGCGCGAGGUGAUGCGGAGACAGGAUCAGCAUUCGCCGUAUCCACAACACAUGCACAAGAAGCUCCCGCCGGACUGCAAACCACUCGAGCAUCCGCUCCUGACACCACCAAGCCCUCUCAGGGCGUCGAUACGACCGACAACGACACCCUCAAAGCAAGCUCAGGAGGCAAGAAGAGCAAGAAGAAAGUCAAGCGACCUAGCAGUAGCGGCGCUGGUGUCACCUCUCCCAACUCCGUAACCACGAGUCCUGGGCCCGGUGGAGGGUUCGGCAGCACCCGAGCCUUCGGUCGAGGAAGUGCAGGUGGGAGCUCGACUUUACCCGUACCGUUGCCGGAGGCAUCAGCGUUUAUGGCUAGCUACGCAUUUGCUUCCCCUGCCACAGAUCCUGUUUUCAGAGGACCAGCGACGAAGGUUUCUAUCAUAGCGAGUUCCAGGAAUGCAAGGAUUGGCUCGACAAGUGGGAAGAGUUUCAGUGAUAGGUCUAGUACAAGUGGGAAGACGGAGAGGGAGAAAGAUGAUGCGAUCAAGACACGGAAGAGCUCUGUUAUUGGCGCUACUGCGGCCCCUCCCCAACAGCAGGAGAAGGCGGAGGGAGGGAUGUCUGCAGCAGCGGCUUACGCAGCCACUCAACGAGUCUCGCAUGGACUGGAGGAAGAAUAUCGCAUGACCGAAACCAGUGUUGAUGGGGAGGGAGGCAGUAGGAGGCCUUCCAGACCUGUUUCUCCCACAUCCACCGUACCUGCUGCAGCACCAACUUCGGGAGCGACGACAUUGGGCAACCGUCCGCCGCAACCAGGACCAGACUCAUGCUCGGUCGGUAUACCAGCUAACAUGCUCCCCGCUGCCAGCGGUGGGACCGUGAGAAUUGCAGAACCAACCAUGAGGCCAAGUCGAUCAAGGUCGAAGUCGAGUGCGAAAGCAGUGGCGAUGAUCGGAUUUUAUGAUUGUACUGGGUUCCUUGCUACCGCUUAG
Messenger RNA from Ustilago hordei, 3333 nucleotides. RefSeq lists its product as uncharacterized. The record is from RefSeq and is a predicted model, not a curated record. The transcript has a single exon. The coding region runs from base 1 to 3333 and encodes 1110 amino acids. NCBI's taxonomy places the organism in Eukaryota, Fungi, Basidiomycota, Ustilaginomycetes, Ustilaginales, Ustilaginaceae.